CUUGAACAUCCAGAGAUGGAAACAGAAGAAACUUCGAGCAAAUUGUUAGUCGUGAAAGGCGAAUCAAAAGAGGAACAGGAUGGAGUCACUACAAUCACACCUGUGAGCAAAACUGUUGACAAAGUUUCAAAAGAGAGAACUAGUAUAGACUUAUCAAAGCGUAGGACACACUGUGACAGGCAGAAAGAUGAUGGGACGAAAAUUAAAGCUAGAGAAGAGCAGAAAAAUGAAACUAGAGGAAACUCAAAUGCUUUGCAGAAAAGACCCAUAUCCAACAAUGAAAAGGAAAACGAAGACAAAAUUUCAAAGAAAAAUAAACUUGGAAAAAGAGAGAACACUAAAACUAGUAUACGCGAACCAAGUUUACCGGAUGGAAAAGAGACACAGAAACGAAAGUCUAAAACAGACAAAGCGUUAGAAGAUUAUAAAAUUGAUCAUUCUAGAAUAAAAGAAAGUCACGUAACCAAGACAAAUCAGAUCUCGCAGAAAAACAAAUCUGAAAAGACCCUUAAGCAAAAAACAGCAGCAAAUAACAAGAAAAGGAAAGGGUCAUUCACAAAGACAGUUUACACAGAACGCAAAAGGGAGGUCAUAAAUAUGAAAACGAAAAGAGAAAGUCUUCGUGAAACGAGAUCAAGCCUUCUGAUGCUAGAAGAUCCGAUUUUGGAAGAAUCAGAGGAAGAAGGACAGGAAACUGACGACGAGAAUACAGAAAGCGUUUACGACUCUCCCGAUUUCAAAGCUGUCACAAGUGUUAUCAUAUCUCCCAGACAAGAUACAGGAAGUAUCAAACCGCUUGAAACAGACACGGUCACUGAUCCACGGAGUGGAACGAUGGGACCACCAAUUUGUUCUGAAGAUGACGACGAAGUUGAGAGGAUUUCUUACAAAACGAACCUGUUUAGUCCGGAUUUCUUUUCCAGGGAUGAGAAAGUUCAACAGACCCUUGACACGUUCAAAAAGAAACAGCAAGAUAUCCAAGAAAAUCUGAAGAAGUUGGAGAGUAAGAAAGACAAAGAUGCCAAACCUAUCAUGGAAACGCUAUAUGAACAACUCCGAGAAACGGAGCAAUUGUAUCAACAGGCACUUGGUGAACUGAAAGAUGUACAAGAAGACCUUGGAAAGAAACUAGGGAAGAAAGAAGAUAAACCAGAAUCUCAGGAACCAUCAAGAUCGGAAAGGUCGCCCUCUAGGAAGCUAAAUUUAAGCCCAGAUGAGCAAGAAAUGACGUACGAGUUAAAGGCACAACUUAUGCGCAAUAUUGAAAUGCAGAACCAAAAGCUGAAGACGGAAUUAACACUUCACGAAAAGAUGAACGAAUCAAAGUUGUUAAACCAACAGAACAGAAAGCUUCAUGAAGAUUCCACAUUAUCCAGAACGAACACUCUCCGUCUGAUGAAAAUGUUCGAAAAGAAGGCGAAGGAUGCUGACGAAAAGCUGAAGGAAAUGCAGCGGGAACUCCACAAAUCCCAGCAGUUAACCAAGAAAUACCAACAACUGUUGGAGCUCGAGAAGAGAAAGUUGGGAGGAGUUGGAAGUGGUCACGUGACACCGGUGUCAACAGGCGAUGAAGGAGAGUCUCCCAGAGUGCCACAUCCGUCUUCAUACUCAUUGUUAGGUGGAAACGUACGGGUCAACGAUAUUAUUCGAAAAAAUGAGGUUCUUAUAGAGGAGAAUGGAAAUUUAAGGAGAGAAAUUCAGAGACUCAAGCAGGACAACGCCACGCUAAUAAAGAAAACCAAACACGCUAUGUCUGACAAGGAUGAAAUCAUUAAAAGAAUCCAAACCCUGUGUGCAGAAAAUGCCAGGAUGCAAAAUCAACUUUGCAAAGAGAGGUCACAACAUCGUCUGGAGACUGCUAAUAGCAGAAAUAGAACCCUAUCUAGGGAUCUGUCUCGUGAGAAAACUCAACAUAACAUGUUGUCUCGAAGCUUAACCAGACAAGCUUCAGACUGGAUAAUGUUAAAGAAGCAGUUAGCCCAGUUUGAUGAAGAAUAUAAAUGGAGUCAGGUGAAAACUCAAAAGGAGGAAGCUGACCAGCGAUUUGGGCGAUUGCCCCCAAUAUACACUGUCGGCCCACUGACACCAAUAACCGAGGUGUCCGCAGAGUUGUCUUCCCCUGUCACCACGUCGAUAAGUGACUUUGAUAUGGAUUUGCCCGCAGAGUCCGAUUAUGAGUUGGUUGGUCCAGUAAAUCCGACAGGUGCGGAGGAGAGGACGUAUCAUCAUCAGGCCCCCAGAAACAUAUAUAUGCCACAAUCAGCUAUGCCCAAGAACGAGGAAAUUUCCUAUGAAACAGAUGACGAACCUAAAGCAUUGGGAGAUGGGCUCUCAACAAAAUGUGUGUGCGACCAACCGUCCGCGUGUACCCGAGCAGUUCAUCUCUGUCGUGCACUCAGCAUGCAAAGCAGAGGUAUGAUCCAAGAGUACUUCUGUACGGGAAGCAUCAACGAAGACCAACUACAGUAUAAACAUAUCCCAGAAUUCCUGUCGAUUAGUCAAUCCAUUAAAGGACUGUCCCAUUUGAAACGUGUUUGUGCGACAAAGCUAAUGCACAAUUUAAAGAAAGAAAAUAUGUUUGAGACUUUUGAAUUGGCGGAUACCUAUGAACUCCAAGAGGUUUCAAAGAAAUGUGCUAACGAGAUUGUCAAAUAUAUCGAUGAUGUUAAAGACACUAGUCAAUUUUUGGCCCUGAGAAAUUCCCAAAUGAAAGAACUUGUACGAAGUAGAAGCAGCGAAGAAAAGCUGUUGAUUAGAGAUGCUGUUGAUAAAUGGUGGCAGUGCGACUCAAUGCGAAGGGGGGAGGUUUACACUUAUCUGCGAGACAAAAUUGCUGGCAAAGUUUUUCAUUCCGAUUCCUGGCCGGGUCGUGAUGGUACAAUUUACUUGUUCAUGUUUUCCAUGACAAAGUCUGGAGACCAAAUUUGUCCAGCUGCUUAUGUAUACAACAUCUCAUGUGGUACUGGAUAUUCAGUUAAGUUAAAAGACACUUGGGACCUCAAUGCCAUGUAUUCAUCUUGUUGCAUCCAACCAAGCGCAACAGAUCCACCAUAUAUUUUUGUAUCGGGAAAGGGGUCAAAAUCCGUGAAGCUGCUUCAAUGUGACGUAAUCAUGAAUAAAUGGAAAGUUUGUGCAAGUAUGAAAUAUCCCCGAACGCAUCAUGCAAUGGAAAGAGUAGGCGAAAAAGUAUAUAUUUUAGGGGGCAAAAUGGAAGACAAAAACGUUUCUCAUAUUGAGGAGUUUGACCAUAAAAAGAAUACAUGGUCGGUGGUUGGAAACUUAAAAUGGAAUGUUUCCUCAUCUCUGACUAUCGCUUACAAAAAGAAGAUUUUCCUGUUUGGUGGCAAAAACAAUGAAGGGGAAGACGUAUCUGCUAUUCAGGUAUUUGACGUGGAAGAUAAAACUGUCAAAGUCAUGGGAUAUCUUCCAGUAGAGUGUUCGGGUGGAAGAGCAGUCAUCGUUGGACACUCGGUCUACAUUGUGACAGAACAAAUACAUUGCAUAAAAUACUGUACAGAAAAGAAUAAAUGUACCAUCCUUAAAGAUCAACCAGAGAGACGUCAAAUGUUUGGACUUUAUCUGAAAGAGAAGAACAUAUUUGUGACUGGAGGAAUGAAUGAGCAGAAUGAGUCUGUAAACUUUGAUCUUGUUUAUUCAACUUCCGAGAACCUUUGGACAAAGGUUGAUCACAAAGAAGAGACGUGGCAAGGGGUGUCUGGGCAAUGCAUUGUAAAGGUUCCAAGUCAUAUUCAAUUCCAUCCAUUGUGUUAAACCAUUCCAUGUAUUUUUCGAACCAAAUAUCUACUUUAUUUAGCUUUUAGUUAUUUCUUGUACGUUUUACUGUUCUUUUUUGCAAUUUUAGCUUAAAAAUCAUCCUUUCGUUUGCUCAGGGUAUA
Molecule: messenger RNA, 3896 nt
Organism: Magallana angulata
Lineage: Eukaryota; Metazoa; Mollusca; Bivalvia; Ostreida; Ostreidae
Exons: 12
Coding region: 16-3771 (1251 amino acids)
Molecular function (GO): protein binding
Source: RefSeq, a predicted model, not a curated record